CUCUAAAUAUUAUUUUCCCGACAGCCACCUGCCAGAAUGUCCGUAGAUCCGCCUUUCUGGGUGAAAUUCCUGAGAGCCACCUGCUUGGCUCCAUGCACGCAGCACCCUAACCGGAGUUUGCUGGCACAGCCACCUGUAGUUGCCACACAGCAGCAGCAUCAUGAUUGAGGCUGGGAGGCAGAGUGUAACGACAGAAAGUUCCUUUUAGUUCUCACUGCGGCUUUUUAACUCUUUUCGCUCACGUGCUUAGCCUUCAUGCGGCUUUCUUUGGUCGCCACGUGCAGCCCUUUCAGGGACCAAAGCGUGCAGUGCCGAGUUGAAGCCGAUUCGAACGUAUUCGAGCGUUCUCUGAUGUGUAGUGAGAUUGCCUUCCUUUUCGACCUUUGGAAACCCGAGGGUCAUCACCCAGGGAGGCAAGCAUGAGUCAGAUACGGACAGUAGGGUGAACAGGUGGUGCCGACCUGAAUGCAAGAAUUGUCGUCUAACUGUUCCGAUGCCAAUCAAGCCGCAUUGCACCGCCUAGAUGCUCCCGUGCACAUACCAGGGGCUGCGCCAAUCGUUUUGUGAGCUUUGGACCAAUAGCAUGACACCCCACAUAAUUUUUUCUCUGGUCGCACUCAGCAGCUCUGGCAGCGGAGCCGCACUUGUCAGGCGGUAUCUGAAGAGCCUUUUCAGUGCUAAUCCUUUGGCCGCCUACAUUGUACAAGAGAUUGAUAUGUCUGGUGGCUGCUUGCCGCUGCUCACAUUCCUCCUGCCCGCCCGGUUGUGAGCGUUAGUAAGUGACUUCAUCAAUUGCGUGAUGGCCAUCACCUUGAGCCUGCUUAAGGAACUGACUGAGCCUUUGCCCUGUCUGUCCCACCUGACGCGAUCUGGUGGCGCUGUCUGUCGAUUUCAAAUGGGACGACCAGCUAGCACAGGCUGUCAUAUCGUGAUCAGCAGAAUUUCAUUCUCCUCGAGCCUCUCCUUCUCCACUAAUCCCUUUCCAAGGUUUCCACCUCCACCUCCCAUUUAGCCCAGCCUUAUCACAGCCGAAGCUUGAAUUUCGUUUGAUUAAUUUCUCGAUUUCUCAUUGUGAAUGGAUCGCGACGAGCUCAAGCUGACGUUAGGCUCUCCCUACACGUCAACCUCUGCAUCUACCGAGUCCCGGCAGCUCCCAAUGCUUUCCCUUCCGGAGUCCAGCAGCAGCAUUCCGGAUAUGGUUCCUGCACUGGCAAUGUCGGAUUUCAAAUUUGAACCGACGAGCAAGCGGCUGAAGCUUGAUGUGGAGAAGACGGAUAUUGCGAAUGGAGAUGCUAAAAAGGUGGCACUAACCCCGGAAAAUUCACUUGCGCCAGUCACUCCAGCGCAGAGUGCGGAAUUUGAGGUGGAUCAGAAGAAGAAGCACAGGUUCUCUGGAGUUUCCUCUGAUCCAAGCGGCAGAUGGGAGGCCUAUCUGUACAACUCCAGGCGAAAAAUUUACCUUGGAAAUUGGGAUGAUGAGAAGGACGCUGCAAAGGCUCAUGACAGAGCAGCAAUUUCAAUUUUUGGAAGGCAGUGCACAACAAUUAACUUCCCUCUCUCAGAUUAUGGGGAUGAGGUUACAGUUUUGGAGAUGCUACCAGCUGAGCAAGUCAUAUUCUCUCUCAGGACGGAGGCGAAGCACAGGCGCAGACUCAGCAAGCUUGCCGGCAAGAAGGAUCUAUCCGGAGGAACUCACAAUGGUUUUCAUGCAAAUGAUGUGGUGGAUGGCAAGUCCCCGUCUGCUACUGGAGCUUUCCCAUGGCAAUUUUUUCCAUGCGACAAAGGAAGCAACUCAGGCUUCAUUUUCAACUCCAGCAUGCCGUCAUACAAGCUGCCUGGGGCUCGUAACCAAGCGGGCAACAGUGCUAAUCACCAGGCGCCAACAUCCUCAGUGCAGCUGCAGAAGGGAGCACGUGUCCUUGUCGCUCCUCCUCAGCCUCUUCUUGUUGGGAAAGAGGGCAAGACCACACCCCACCAUGCAAGGAAGAGGCGCCUGCAGAAUGGCCUCCCUGGUAUGGGAGUCUUGCAAAUGGCACACGAGCCGUUUAUGGAGGGCUGUGAAGUGCAAGGGAAGCACAGUAACAGGGGCGAUUCCGGUAUGCCCUGCAUUGCUGACAGUAUGGUGCACCCAAUGCUGAGCCAGCAUGCCUUAAUUCACAGGCCAACAGCCCACUUGGCAACAUCUCAACCAGGUUCCUGGGCACUGGAGACAAAGGCCAAGAAGUGCAACGCAGCAACAAGCACUGAUUCGGUGUCUGCUACACACGGCAAGCCAGCAUUCUCUCACAAUCCCAGAAGCCCUUUCAAGCGUGUGGAGAGGAAGCCUAUUACCAGCACAUGUCUUCUUUCGCUGGGUGGAUUUUCUUAGUGGAAGGACCUACAAUCAUGUGCGUACAAGACAAAGUCUCCACAAUCUAGGACUGCAGCUGAGGGGGCGUGGUUAAGGCAGCAACAACUGCUCUAGCACGUGCUUCAAGUUCUUUCAAGUACUCUCCAAGUAUCCUCUGCUCGUAUGAGCCGCUUUCCUGCAGCCACAAGUGCACGCAGCCAGUCAGUGGAAAGGGGGUUAGCGACUGAACUCCAGCUUCCUGGUGCUGAUAGAGGUGUGAGUGGGAUCAAAGUCGGCCACUUACUGUGCGCAUAAACAUUCGCUCUGCUCUCCUCUCGAGUGCAGAGAACAGCUCAGCUUCUGGAAGGCUUCCACCUCCACAGGUGAGGCGGGAUUGAAGAAGUGACUCCCAUGUCUCUUCAGGAGCUGCAAGCAUUUCGUUUCCAUUUUCGUCAGCCAUUCUUUGAAUUCUUAGUUA
Molecule: messenger RNA, 2807 nt
Organism: Closterium sp. NIES-67
Lineage: Eukaryota; Viridiplantae; Streptophyta; Zygnematophyceae; Desmidiales; Closteriaceae
Source: the annotation of a GenBank genome assembly